AAUAGUUGAGGUGGCGGUAAGAGAGAGUGGAGUAGAGAAAGAGAGUAGAAUUUUCGAGUGGUGCAGAAAACGGUCACUCUUUUUUCCCCCUUGUCGUUUGUUUUUUUCACUGCACUCUCCAUCUCUCUCCCUCUGUCUCUCUUUAUCUUUCUGUCUAUACGUAGCAGUACAUGAGUAGAGUAAAAGCGGAUAUUUCGCGCCAUCGCGAGAUGCUGACUUUUUUUGGAUGCAGAGUCAUGAAGAUAGAGUGAUUGUUAUAUUCUGGAAUAUCGCUCAGCAAAUUUGCCAUGGCAUAGUGGCAGACUUACGACGGGUUCUCUGAAUAUCAACGAUGUAUCUCCCCGAGGAUAACACGUUGCCCUUUGAGGCAGGCAACGUGGCUCCGUCCCUUCAUGGCCCUCCACCAAAAUCCGAUGCCGAUCUGGAAGGCGACAGCCAGGAAAAGAAAAAGAAGUGUGCUACACAUAUCGAUAUCGAUCUCCUGAAGAGCAAAUCCUUCUACUUCCUGUUCUACGGUGCAUACGGGAGUCUUUACCCGCUCUUGGCUGUCUACUUUAAGCAGCUAGGUUUGAACGCAUCCCAGAGUGGUCUCCUAAUUGGAAUACGACCCUUCAUCGAGUUCUGCGCCGCGCCACUCUGGGGCGGUCUUGCCGAUUCCUGGCGCAAGGCCAAGGUUCUGUUCCUGUUCUCGCUCUUUGCGUGGCUUCUCUUCACCGAAGCGAUGGCUUUUAUUCGACCUGCCGGCUCCAAGUGCAUCAUCUUCAAUCAGACCGAUGAAAACGGGCGGGUGACCAUCGUCGUCGACCAAAUCGUUCACGAUGGCGACGUGCACCAUUAUGUGUACGGGCCCAAAGACCACGAAGAGGAUGACGGAACGGUCGUUGGUCACCAAUCAGAUAUCGAUCAACCAUUCCAUACAGGUGAAACAAGUCCUGCAGUCGAUAAAUUAUCUGGAGGUCUCUACAAGCUUCUCAACAAAAGCUCCUGGACAGGAGAACCCAUUCGUCGUUUGCCACCUGGGACGUCCGGUGUGAGGUUCAACGAAGAUGUUCGUGGUGUCUUCCUUCUCCUGCUCAUCAUCAUCGUUGUCGGGGAGUUCUUCAGCUCGCCUACAAUCACCCUGGCGGAUUCGGCCACCCUGGGAUACCUCGGUAGUGACCGUUUGGAAUACUAUGGUCAGCAGCGGAUGUUUGGCUCCCUGGGGUGGGGGAUCUUCAUGUUGAUCGAAGGCAUCCUGUUAGACCACACAGCCACCCACACGCACGGCUGUGGAGAUGCACUUGCGGAAGUCAUAGAGGUUAAAAGAAACUAUUACAUCUGCUUCGGGACCUACGCAGUACUCAUCACCUGCUCCUUCUUCGUGGCAACUCAGUUCAAGUUCAAGUAUUAUUCUGAAGAUGAUCACAAGACGGAGAUGACCAAACUGACCUACAACAAGAAGCAGGGUCAGAUCAGUAUUAGUGGUGAAAAUCGUGGUCCUGGGACAUAUGGCAGCGUGGCCAGCCCAGAAGGGACCAACCCUACCUCUUCAAGUGCCGAAGGCGGCCAAACCAGCAACAGUGAGACCAUAGAGACCACGGACCCCUUGCAGGGUCAAGAAGGUCCUCUCGGGCAAAGUGGACCAUUGACCUGCAACAGAAGUGCUCUAUCCUCAAGCGAAGCACAGUCAGAGGACCCUGCUGGCAUCAGACAGGUGUUCCGGAUGUACGCCACCAUCCGCUACGGUUCUGUCCUUUGCGUUGCUUGGUUUGCGGGAUUCGGAAUGGGUCUCCUGUUCACCUUCCUCUAUUGGCAUCUUCAAGAUCUUGGAGGGCCGCCAUCUCUCUUCGGUCUGGCUUCGGUAGUCAACCACGUUUCAGAGAUACUUGCAUAUUUCUUCAGCCACAAGAUUCUUCAAGCGAUCGGUCACAUCCCUGUGUUCUGUCUCGGUCUGUUCUGCUAUGCCAUCCGCUUCCUAGCCAUUUCUGUGCUCAUCAACCCAUGGUGGGUUCUUAUCGUGGAAACCCUACAAGGUUUGACUCACGCACUGAUUUGGGCAGCUUGUACAUCUUACAUUGGUCUCGCUACGUCCCAGCGUCUGCGUUCAUCGGCUCAAGGCAUUCUACAGGGAACUCAUCAUGGAUUGGGCAGGGGGUGUGGCGCCAUCUUCGGUGGACUGCUAGUCAAUGCUUUUGGUACGGAGCAGACAUUCCGUGGAUUCGGUGUCGCUUCUCUCGUUGUCCUCGUCAUCUUUCUGGCCAUGCAGUAUCCGUCUUACAACAACCCCAAACCCGACCCGUCAUCGUCCACCGAUCCGACGUCGUCUACCAAAGCGAGGUCCACAUCGUCGUCGAACCGCGACGAAAUCCAACCUGUGCUGACCGCCGAGGACGUCACUCCCAUCCCAUAUUCGGAGAAACGCGACGAAACCGUCAAUGAUGACGGAGAUCGAGAUCUUGAGAUAGAAGGAGAAAGACGAGGAGCCGAUGUCGGGGGAGCUCCUUCACGAGAAGUCGAGCAGGGUGCCGCAGGUGGAGGCGAAUUUUGAUGUCAAAGAAUUUCAGUUGAUUUCAAUUAUUUUACGUACCCGAAAUUAUGAUAAAUUUAGAAUUUACACAUUCAAGACAACUGACUAAAUCUCAGGCGAUUACAAUCUGUCAUCGUAUUCACGUCGCUGGUGAAAAUUGGGUAUUAUAAGAGCAAAAGUAAAUUAUUAGAUGAAUAGUAGGAUAUACAGUAUGCCUAUGAUAAAGUCAAGUUGAGAGACGCUCAAUAUCUUACCAAAGAAGUAUUCAUAUCAUUCUUCGUAAAAAAAUCAAACAACUUUGAAUAUGUAGGCCAAUUAAACUAGGGAAACAAAAAAAUGUUUAAAAAAAGAAUUAACUGUGAGUACCGUACCCCCACUAUUGCUUGCUGGUAAGGAAUAUUUUAGGCGUGUUGUGUUAAUAAACUCUAUCGCUUGUAUAUAUAUCGAUAUUGAAUGGUUCUUAUAGAUAUAGUAAUACAUAUUUAAAAAUAUCUAAAAUAUUUAGAAAUAAUUUGUGAAAAAGAAAUAGAAGAGUGACUUGUACAUAAUCAUUAAAAGUGCCACUAUGCUUUAUUUUUGAAAAACAAUUGUAUAAUGUUGGAUGUAAAAUAGUUUUUGUGUGCGUUAUGAAAUAGAGCUGCAUUAAUAGUAACUGUAAUAUUGCUUUGUGAACUAUAAUUAUGGUGUAAGUAUUUUAAUGGUAAUAAUUAUGAUAGGCUAUGAUGUUGUAUCAAGUAAAUAUGCCGCUACCCUUGGCGCUAAGAAAGAGAUGUGGGGGUCUAGUAGAGCAUUUUCAUAUUAUUGAUGGAAAGAAAAUUAAUAAGGAGAGAACAGGAUAAGGGAAGAAUAUGAAGGAAAGGGAAACGAAACUUAAAAAUGGAUAAGAGAUGACUUAAUCGUCAUGAUAAAUCUCCAUUUUAUUUCAAAAUAUUGACUUUUGUCUUCUCAUGUUAACGCCAUUCCUGCCCUAUAACAAAUUCUCAAUGAGAGGGGAAUUCAACAUCAAGAGGAAGACAACACGCAGUAUUUUCAUUCACUGAAUAUAAUUUUUAUGUUAAGUUUUAUUUUCAGGAAAACAUUCCCUAGCUGCAGUAAACGAAACGCCAUUAUCAGAAGUAGUAGUAGUCAUGGUAGUAGUAGUAGUAGUAGUAGUAGUAGUAGUAGUAGUAGUAGUAGUAGUAGUAGUAGUAGUAGUAGUAGUGUUACCAUCAUCAUUUGUUUUACUGAUGUGCUUUUCCCAUUAUUAGGCACAAAGCGCUUUCAAAAUGUACAAUGUAUUGAAUAUUGUUUGCAAUGCGGUAAUCUUGAAACUAUACAUGCCAUAAUUUUUUCUUCAACAAUGUCCAAGCAUCAGCAAAAACAAUAGCAUUGGUCCAUUAGUCGGUAUACACUUGUGCCCGGCACUUGUGAUUCCGAAUGUUUGUUAUACCAAAUGUUCGUUAUACCGGAUGUUCGUCAUACCGAAUUUUCGUUAUACCGAAAGUUCUCUGUUCCGAAACAUGUAGGUUGUAUAGGCUUAUGCCAAGAUGUUCGGGUGAAAAAACACACUCAUUGUAUCUUAUAAUAAGAGACUUACCAGUUUCUUUUGUUUUAAUGUUAUAUCAAAUUAUUGGGGUAUUAGAACAUAUCUGAGGUGGAAACUUCUUGGACAAUAAUUCUAAUAGUCAUGUUUAGAAUCAGUAUUUUGAACAUACACUUAAUAUCCGUCCGAUAGCAACAUCCCCAAUUCUAUUAUUAUUGAUAUUAUUUUUGGAUUACUCAAAUUAAAAUGUUUGUAUUCAACUUAAUAGAGAUAAUUACAAAGCAUAUUAAUGUAAUGAAUACUUCAAUAAGGAAAUAUUCGAUCUGAAAGCUCGAAAAUGUCAAUGUAAUUGUUGUUUAACGUUGUCUUGACGUGUUUUUCGGCGCAUCAGAAAAUCAGCAAAGCAUGGUUUAUGAUUAUUUUGGCCUGCUUGUGAAACGCGAUGUGAUUAAUGUAUGAGGCACAGGCUUGGAAAUAAAAUGUUAAUCACUGCAGAA
Molecule: messenger RNA, 4525 nt
Organism: Lytechinus variegatus (green sea urchin)
Lineage: Eukaryota; Metazoa; Echinodermata; Echinoidea; Temnopleuroida; Toxopneustidae
Gene: mfsd6
Product: major facilitator superfamily domain-containing protein 6-like
Exons: 6
Coding region: 332-2527 (731 amino acids)
Cellular component (GO): plasma membrane
Source: RefSeq, a predicted model, not a curated record